GAGGCGCUUACUUAUCUGUCCCAAACACGUCAAGCGAUGUUGCUGACUGCGUUUACUGACGCACUCACGCGCGGAGGUCCCGGCGGAUUGCCUCGACCGAUUGAGCUGCAUGCGCACGACCCGCUGCGAUAUGUGGGAGAUCUGCUCGCUUGGGUACAUCAGGCGAUUGCCGCGGAGCGAGAGUUCUUGGAGGGGCUUUUUGGUGUGAAAGGGGACGGCCGCAUGGUCGGAAGCGUGCGGACGUUUUCCCAGAGUGAAGAAGAAGAAUGGAUGGCUGAGCUGAUAAAUGCAGCUGUGGCAAAACUGUGCACGCCUUUGAAGGUCGGCGCAGCUUUUCCGACAACGUAG
Molecule: messenger RNA, 348 nt
Organism: Laetiporus sulphureus 93-53
Lineage: Eukaryota; Fungi; Basidiomycota; Agaricomycetes; Polyporales; Laetiporaceae
Product: COG6-domain-containing protein
Exons: 1
Biological process (GO): intra-Golgi vesicle-mediated transport
Cellular component (GO): COG complex
Source: RefSeq, a predicted model, not a curated record